UUUGAAUCUCGCGUACCUUUGGCAUUGUCGUUUGGGCCACAUUAACGAGAAACGCAUAUCUAAGUUACAUCGUUCUGGUGUACUUGAUUCAUUUGACUUCCAGUCAUAUGAUUAAGUUGGAGCCUAAAUAUGAUAAAGUAAUUUUUGUGGGAUACCCCAAGGAAACUAGAGGGUAUGAGUUCUAUCAUCCAUCCGAUAACAAAAUCUUUGUUGCUCGGAAUGGAACCUUCCUUGAGAAGGGGUUUCUUUCUGCUAUCACUAGUGGGAGAAAGGUAGACCUCGAAGAAAUUCGAGAACCACAAGAAGAAGUCCCGAUAGUGUUGGAACCUGAGCAAAGAGAUCAAGCAAUUGAACCUCAAAUUGCUCAAGAUAUACCACGUAGGUCAGACCGGAUACGUAAUCCUCCGGUCAGAUAUGGAUUUCUCAUGUCUGAUGAAGGU
Messenger RNA from Cuscuta campestris, 440 nucleotides. The record is from the annotation of a GenBank genome assembly. Lineage: Eukaryota; Viridiplantae; Streptophyta; Magnoliopsida; Solanales; Convolvulaceae.